AUGAACCAGCCAGGCGACGCCGACAGACCCACGGUAGCCGUACUUGAUGCCAAGCUACCUCCGUUUUGGACUGGCGACCCGGAACUUUGGUUCGUGCAAGUUGAGUCGCAGUUCGCUGCACGCCGCAUCACUGCUGAUAGCACCAAAUACCACCACGUCGUGGGCAACCUCCCGCCUGCGACGGCCAGCGAGGUGCGGGACCUACUGCUAACGCCACCCGCAGAGAACGCCUACCAGACGCUAAAAGAGACAUUGAUUCGCCGUGUAACACCGACAGAGCCCGAGCGUCUCCAACAGCUACUGCGGGAGGCCGAACUUGGCGACCGCCGAUCCAGCCAGUUGCUACGCCACAUGCAACAACUGGCCGGCGACGCGACAGCAAGCGACGGUCGUUUAGUGCGGGAACUGUUCCUGCAAGGGCUUCCCACAAGUGUACGGAUAGGCCUCACGGCGUCGGGCGAGACAGACCUUGCCAAGAUGGCCGAGCUCGCCGACAAACUCAUGGCUGUCGCCGUGCCCACAGUCGCGUCGGUGCACGCAGACGCACCGUCCGCCAAUUCCUUGCAAGAGAUGCGAGAGGAAAUUACUCGCCUCGCAGACACCAUGGCAGCGCUGCACUCGAGCGGAAACCAGCGACCACGACAGCGUACCGCAUCACAACCACAACAACGUAGGGUGUGCUGUCACCCAUCGGUUUUCUUCCUGACCGAUCGGGAAAGAGGUGCUUGUUUUCUAGUCGACACAGGGGCGGAAGUUAGUGUCGUGCCGGCGUCGCCAGCCGACCGCAAACGGCCGUGCGCAGCACCGUUGGAAGCUCUCAACAAUACGACGAUACCGACGUACGGGCAACGCUCCCUCUCGCUGGACCUGGGCCUCAAGAGGACGUUUCGGUGGAUUUUCGUCGUGGCUGACGUAAAAUUUGCCAUCCUGAGAGCGGCCUUUUUGCGCAACUUCGGACUGCUUGUCGAUGUCCGCAACCGGCGUUUACAGGACCCCAUGUCACAAGCAGAAGUGCUCGGGAAGCCAUCCAGGCAUCCACCCCUCAUCCCCACGUUCGUAGCACCGCCUGGCGCUACACGUUUCACCGGCAUCCUCGGCGAUUUCCCCGAACUGACGCAGCCACCACAGGCCAGCGCGGCGGUCGAACACAAUGUAUGCCACCACAUUGUCACCACAGGCCCACCAGUUUACGCACGCCCACGUCGCCUGUCCCCGCAAAAGCUGCAAGCAGCUCGACAGGAAUUCGACCACAUGCUCGAGCUCGGCAUAAUCCGCCCGUCCGCUAGUCCGUGGGCGUCUCCACUGCACAUGGUGCCGAAGUAUACACCAGGAGAAUGGCGACCCUGCGGCGACUAUCGAGCCCUGAAUCAAGCAACCGUGCCCAACCGCUAUCCGGUACCUCGCAUUCAUGAUGUCACGUCCAGCCUACAUGGUGCGGCGAUUUUCUCCAAGGUCGACCUCGUGCGGGCGUACCAGCAGAUCCCCGUGGCUGCAGAGGAUGUAUCGAAGAUGGCGAUAACCACGCCCUUCAGCCUGUUCGAGUUCCUACGCAUGCCGUUCUGCCUGCAAAACUCGGGACAUACAUUCCAGCGUUUUAUUAACGGCGUUUUGCAUGGCCUCGACUUCUGCCAUGCAUACCUCGACGACCUACUCAUCGCAAGCACUUCACCGGACGAGCAUGAGGCGCACCUGCGAUCCGUGUUUCAGCGCAUGGCGGAGCAUGGCAUCCUGGUGAACACGGACAAGUUCGAGCUGGGUGCCGAGAAGCUGACUUUUCUUGUCCAUGUUGUUUCAAGCUCUGGCAUUCAACCUCAUCCAGACAAGGUUAAAGCUGUCGAGAAGUUUACACGACCCACCACUAAGCGCCAGCUCCGCGUCGGAUACAAGCUGACGUUCACCAAGGUAGCGAAUGCAUUCAAGCUCAAUGACAUCAUGAACAUCGUCCGCCAUGCUGCACCUGCAGCAAUCGUCGACGACGACAAGCAGGCAGAGGUGUCCAUCGCACUGGGCACUUUGGACAACAAGGCAUUCCCUGCAAUGUUCAAGGCGCUAGAAAGUUCCCUCAAACGACUUGGCAUUGCAAGCAUCGGUGUGAACGUUGCCUCGAUGAAGGACGUUUACCUGAAGUAG
This is a messenger RNA of Dermacentor andersoni, 2130 nucleotides long. The record is from RefSeq and is a predicted model, not a curated record. NCBI's taxonomy places the organism in Eukaryota, Metazoa, Arthropoda, Arachnida, Ixodida, Ixodidae.